Messenger RNA from Alternaria alternata, 804 nucleotides. RefSeq lists its product as hypothetical. Lineage: Eukaryota; Fungi; Ascomycota; Dothideomycetes; Pleosporales; Pleosporaceae. Bases 1 to 804 code for a protein of 267 amino acids. The transcript is spliced from 2 exons. The record is from RefSeq and is a predicted model, not a curated record.
AUGUCGCAACACUCUCCAUCUUCCUACAACGUGGGCUACCCACCGCCGCCCCAGCAAACCGCCGGACGCAAGCGCAGCCACCAAGACGACUUGCAACACGAUCUCCCUCCGAGCUUAGAGCAGCAACUCAAUCCUUACGCCCAAGCAACGGGAAGCGUCUCACUACAACACGCGACGCAGGGUUACUCCCUUCAACAAUACCCGCCGCCGCCAACCCCACAAUCCUCUUUACCUCCCACACAUCACCAUCAUCUACCAAAUACACAUCGCAAUAAGAGACAUCACCCAAUGGAGGGCGCACCUCCCUCUCCCGCUCAACAUCAUGGUCCUCCCAGCGUAGUAGGACAAGAGGGAAUGCCUCCACCAGCACAACGACCCCGCGGCCCUAAGCUCAAGUUCACGCCCGAAGACGACCAGUUACUUGUCGAUCUCAAAGAGAAGAAAAACCUCACUUGGAAGCAAAUCGCCGACUUCUUCCCUGGCCGCAGCUCUGGCACACUCCAAGUUCGGUACUGCACGAAGCUCAAAGCAAAGACCACUGUCUGGACGGAUGAUAUGGUGGUAAAGCUUCGCAACGCCAUGCAGGAGUACGAGAACGACCGUUGGCGCAUCAUCUCCUCGAAGGUCGGCAGCGGCUUUUCGCCUACCGCGUGCAAAGACAAGGCCGAGCAACUAGAGGCGGUAGAGAUGGCUGCACAGGAAGAGGAGGAGGAAGAAUCACACCGACAACAUCAACACCAGGGCACCUAUUCCUCGUCGCAAAUGGCCGCUGGCCCAAGCGAUCCAGGCGCAAAUUACCAAUGA